Aspergillus pseudonomiae is the source of this 1157-nucleotide messenger RNA. RefSeq names its product NADPH:quinone oxidoreductase family protein. The coding region runs from base 88 to 1122 and encodes 344 amino acids. Gene Ontology annotation, molecular function: zinc ion binding; oxidoreductase activity. The record is from RefSeq and is a predicted model, not a curated record. Gene Ontology annotation, cellular component: mitochondrion. Lineage: Eukaryota; Fungi; Ascomycota; Eurotiomycetes; Eurotiales; Aspergillaceae. The transcript has 2 exons.
AAGCCACUCGCUGCCAUUCCCAUCCCUCUCACGACCUUAACCUAACGUAUAUCAUCGUCAUUGCAUUGUUUCCAAUCAUCCAUCAAUAUGCGUGCUAUUCAGGUCAAAGAAUAUGUCAAGGGGCCUCUGGAUCUACAAAUCACUACACUUCCUACCCCAGCCCCAUCCCCCAAUGACUACCUAAUUGAGAUUCACUCAGCGGGUACCAACUUCUUCGAUCUCCUUCAGAUACAAGGAAAAUACCAACACCAACCUCCACUCCCGUGGAUCGGAGGUGCCGAGUUUGCCGGAACUGUUCUAGCCGUGCCAACGUCCAAAUCCGCCUUGCAAGCGCGCUUCAAAGUCGGCGAUCGUGUCUUCGGCGCCACACAGGGGGCCUACGCUACCCACAUCCUCGCCCCUGAGCAUACUCUACUCCCUGUCCCGGAUGGGUGGAGUUUUGAUGACGCAGCUGGACUCUUCGUCACUGCACCUACCUCGUACGGCGGUUUAGUGCACCGAGCAAACGUGCAGCCAGGGGAUUGGGUCCUCGUCCAUGCUGCUGCCGGUGGGGUCGGAUUAGCUGCUGUGCAGAUUGCGAAGGGUAAAGGCGCGACGGUAAUAGCAACUGCUGGCACAGAACGCAAAAGGCAGAUCGCACGAGAGUUCGGGGCUGACCAUGUCAUCGACUAUCGAAAUGCGGGCUGGCCUGAAGAAGUGAAGAAGCUGUGUGCGCAACAUCGAACUGGCAAUGGGAAGGCAGGUGUGGACAUUGUUUAUGAUCCUGUGGGCAUGAUCGAUGCCAGUUUGAAAUGUGUCGCAUGGAAUGCACGCCUACUAGUUAUUGGGUUCGCAGCGGGCAAGAUCGAGAAAGUCGCGCUGAAUCGGGUGCUUCUGAAAAAUGUGAGCAUUGUGGGGCUGCACUGGGGGCAGUAUGCCAAGUUUGAGAAGGGCACCGUCGGCACUGUUUGGAAUGGGAUCUUUGACCUCGUGGCUCAAGGCAAAUUUAAGGGGACAGCUUUUAAGGAUGAAAGUUUUGUAGGGCUAGAGAGUGUACCCAGGGCAUUGCAAGCGCUUGGAGGAAGGGAAACCUGGGGUAAAGUGGUUGUUAAGGUUAUUGAUGAAGCAAGGAGUAAGUUGUAAGGAUGAACAGCUACUACUAUUUGCGUGUAGUAUAG